CCUUAAAAACAAGUCUACAUAGUACAACGUAUUGCUCGAACAUAUCGCAAGUCACUGUUUAGUCUCGUUAUCCGAUUUUUAUCAAAUAUUUUAUUGCUCAUUGCUAUGAAGCUGACAAAAUGAUUGUGUCCACAUUCAGUUUCGCGAUGCAUGUGUUAGUGUCGUCAUUCAGAGUGCUCGCGCCUGUAGCUCAUGUCUUAGAAGCGAUGUUACCUCUUCGUCAUAUGAGUGUUAAAGCAGUGAAGGGGGCCAUAAAUUACAACACAAAGCAUCUGAAGAAAGGUGAUCCUCUACCGCCAUACACAGGCAAACUACGCGUAUACUGCAUGCGAUACUGCCCCUUCGCUCAGCGCACUAUCCUGGCUUUGAACGCUAAGCAAUUGGACUAUGAAGUAGUCAACAUCGAUUUGAUGGACAAGCCCGAAUGGUUCACCACUAAGAGUCCAUUAGGAAAAGUUCCUGCAAUAGAAAUCGAAGAAAAUAAGACGAUCUACGAAAGUCUAGUGACAGUGGAGUAUUUAGACGAUGUCUACCCACAAAGACCUUUGUUGCCCAAGGACCCAGUGAAAAAAGCCUAUGAUAAAAUUAUUGUGGAAGUCGCCACUGGGUUAAGUACCUUGUUCUACAAAGUUAUAAGAAACCCAGAAACGGUCACCGAGAAUACGAUGACUGCGUACCGCAAUGCGGUCAGUUUCAUCCAGGAGCAGCUAAAAAGCCGCGGUACCAAGUUUUUGGAUGGUGGCGAGCCUGGUUACGCAGACUACAUGAUCUGGCCCUGGUUUGAAAGGAUCUGGAUGUUGCAAGAUGUCGACGAGAGACUAAAAAUUGACGGUCCCGAAAAUAAAUUACUGGUUGAGUACAUACAAAACAUGCUGAAAGACCCAGCUGUAGCAGCAUUCUUGGUACCAAAGGAUAUUCUAUUGCAAGUUAUGGAAGGCUAUAGACCAGGAAACAGGCCCAACUAUGACUUGCUGCUUGAAAAAUAAAUAAAAUAUCAUAUUCACUUUUCAA
Molecule: messenger RNA, 1011 nt
Organism: Pectinophora gossypiella (pink bollworm)
Lineage: Eukaryota; Metazoa; Arthropoda; Insecta; Lepidoptera; Gelechiidae
Gene: GSTo2
Product: pyrimidodiazepine synthase-like
Exons: 5
Coding region: 120-986 (288 amino acids)
Biological process (GO): glutathione metabolic process
Cellular component (GO): cytoplasm
Molecular function (GO): glutathione transferase activity; glutathione dehydrogenase (ascorbate) activity
Source: RefSeq, a predicted model, not a curated record